AAAAGCGAACGAGUCGUCAUCAAAUAAAGUGAAACGAAAAAUAAAAAUAAAAAAUAUGAACAAGAUACUUCGAGACAUUUAAUUUUUACACAGUUUGUUUAUAAAUGUGAUUGUUUACGUUUAAUGUUUGUAAAGUUAAUGUUGAAUCGUUGGUGUGGACAAAAUCGAUGAGGUCCUGCGUUGAGUUUUUAAGACAAUAUGUGCAGUGUUGAUUACGAUUGACAUAUUCUGACGUGAAACAAAAGGAAAAUACUUUAAAAAGUCCCCAAGCCAAGGAUGAGUUUACCAGAGACAAUCAAUUUGACAGCACAACCAAUGAUUGAAAUAGGAGAAUCGCACCAGCUGUUUCUGGCAACAAAGCCAGCACAAGUCAUUGCUGGCAUAUUUGUAUGGACAGCAUUAUUUAUUACUUGCCAACAGAUUUAUCAACACUUACGCUGGUACACUAACCCCUCGGAGCAGCGAUGGAUUGUGCGCAUUUUGUUCAUCGUACCAAUAUACGGAUGCUACAGUUGGAUCUCGCUGCUAUUCUUCAAUGGCGAUUCGUAUUACAUUUACUUCUUCACCGUGAGGGAUUGUUAUGAAGCGUUCGUGAUCUACAGUUUCCUGUCGCUAUGUUACGAGUACUUGGGCGGCGAGGGUAACAUAAUGUCGGAGCUGCGCGGACGUCCGGUGCGAGCGUCCUGCGUGAACGGCACUUGCUGCCUCUCUGGCGCCACUUAUACCAUCGGCUUCCUGAGAUUCUGCAAACAGGCCACAUUGCAGUUUUGUCUCAUCAAGCCCGUGUGUGCAUUCAUCAUUAUAUUCCUGCAGGCGGCAGGACACUACCAUGAUGGCGACUGGAGCCCCAACGGGGGCUACCUUUACAUAACUAUAGUGUACAACUUCUCCGUGAGCCUGGCGCUGUACGGGCUCUUCCUGUUCUUGGGCGCCACCCGCGAGAUGCUGAAGCCUUUUGAUCCGGUGCUCAAGUUCUUCACGGUCAAAUCUGUUAUCUUCUUAUCGUUCUGGCAGGGCGUAGGGCUAGCCAUUCUGGAGAAGGCGGAAGUGAUAUCGCCGAUCAUCGACGCGGACGGUACGCCCACCACUGCCGGUACGGUGUCCGCGGGCUACCAGAACUUCCUGAUCUGCAUCGAGAUGCUGGCAGCGGCGAUCGCGCUGCGCUACGCGUUCCCGGCGUCUGUGUAUGCGCAUGCGCACCGUGACCCGCACCGCUCCGUCACCAUGCAGUCCAUCUCUAGCAGCCUCAAGGAGACAAUGAACCCGAAGGACAUCAUGACGGACGCGUUCCACAACUUCCACCCGCAGUACCAACAAUAUACGCAAUACAGCUCAGUGAUGCGCGGCGCGGGAAUCGGCAAUCGUGGAUCUGAAGAAGGCACAGCACUAGCGCCGAGGCCACCUCCGCAACGUGUCGCCACCAUUAGCCACGCUACAAACUACCACGAAAAAACUACGCUACUCAGUUCUGAUGACGAAUUUCAGUGAACGAUUAGAAAAUGAAAUCCUAUCCGAAGUACAAGAUAAACAUAUUUGGCGCCAUGUGAAUCGUUCCGAAUGUAAUGCUGGAUCCAUUGUUGCUUGAGGCGUUAUUACAAAUGUUUAUGAAUAUUUAUUCAAUUUCAAUACCUAAGUGCUUAAAAGUUAUAAAACUUUUGGAAUGGUCGAUCACCUGUUAUAAAGUUAUGUACUCAUUGUUUUUCUGUUUUAUAAAUUAGCAAUACUGGAUUAAAGCUAUUCUGAGCCUUUUAACACGUUCGUCAGAAAAUGACUUAUUGGUAAGGCUUAAGCGAGUUGCAAAGCUCUGAGAGAAUACAGGUUUUAUAAUCUGUAAAUUUAAAAACAUUAGUCAUUAAACUUCUUUUCCGCUUAAAGUACCCUAAUCACUUAAAUGAUUAAUAAUAGUAGCUCACUGACGACUUUGGCAAGUUAUGGACAAGAAAAAAUAUUGUGUAUAUUUAAUAGCCGUUAAGAAAAUUCAUUUAGUAAUUUUAUCAUAUUCAACAAUGUACAGAAUAAAGUUGUCUAUGGACCUACCUAAGUUUAUAUGAGUUUAUUUCACGAAAUAUACCAAAAUAUUCACCUGGUCACGAAGAUUAAGUAAUAAAAUAUAGUUUGAUAGCGUAUUUACAAUUACCAAAGUAUAUUGAAUGUAUUUUAAUGUAAAGUAGCGCCUGUACGUUAAUAGAAUAAUAUAUUUAUGUGAUAUGGCAAAAUUAACCUUAUUAUCGUCGUUUAUUUGGUCAAUGUUAAUUAUCUGUAUUCUUAGAAACUAUUUCAAUUAAUUCGUAUUUUUUCUAGGCGUUAAAUCGACUUAUAAAAAAGGCGAUUAUCAUGUGCUUCCCUAUUUAGUUACUUUUCUGACAAUCGCUAUCCAGUAGGGAGCUGUCAAUUCCAUACAAAAUUUGCGAUUACAACUGUCACUGUCACAUUGUGCGUUUUCUAGUGUUUUGGCGCCAUUAUCAUUUAUUUGAAUUUCAUUUUAAAUAUUUAAAUAGCAUUUGGGUUGAUAUGAGACCAUAGAAAAAGCAGUCAUAUACCCUAUUAAGUUAUUUAUUACCUUACCUUAUUAUUAAUAUUACAAAUAAUUUCAAAAGAUUUCAGAAUAUCUCGUCUUUGCUUAAGAAUAAAAUAUUAAAUAUAUUCACUGCCUAACCAAUAAAAUUUAAUAAACAACCUUAAGAAAAAUAGUUACUUACAUUAGAUAGCGUAUUGGAUAGUUGGUAGGUAUAUGUCUCACCAAACUUUGGAGCCCGACAAAUUUUAGAGCUCAUUGGCAAUAUAAAGUUUAUAGCAGACCAGCGCAAAAGACUACACGAGACGCAUUUUUCCACAAGGCUGCUAGAAGUUUUAACAAGUAAAAAGAUAAAAUUUGGAGAUUCAAGAUAGUAUCCAAUAAAUGACAUAAAACACAUCAUAUGUGAUUUUAUAAGAAAUAUUGACGAGAUUUCUCGAUCUUACAAAAAUUUGUAAACAGUUGCAGAAAACUACAAGAAUUAUAUAUAUUAAUGUACAUAAUAACAUCAUUCGCAUUUUCAGAACUGAAAGGUGUUUAUCACUGAAAAAAACCAAUAUACUGAAAAAAAUAUGUAGGUACCUUACCUUACCUGCCUUACCUAUCUAUCUAUGCGUUGAAAACUGAACUGCGCACUUCGCAUUUAUUGUCAUAAAUUUUGACACAUCUUUAAUACAAGAGGUACUUUUAAUUGUCUCAAAAUAUAUUUUUGAAACAGAAAAUUAGGGCCUUGCAGAAAAGUUGUGACGCUGUGUGGUUAACUCUAUGGGACUCCAAAAUACGAUUUUAUUUACGAUGCGCAAGUACUUUAGGUUAUCAAGUCUGCUAGUCGUCCCGAAGUUUUUGACAAUAAAUUAUUUAAAAAAAAAAGCAUCCACUACACGGAAACAUGCUGCAAAAUACCUCUGCCAAUUUCUUAACGUAAUGUUUUUUCAUUAUUUAUUUUUUCAUUUCAUACUAUGCGAUAUUAUAGCAGACUUGGGCGGUCUAAAAUUUGGUUUGACUAUAUUUGCCUGUAAUAUUAACUCUAAAAGAAAGCUCAUUGUAAAAUCAUCUCAUCGCCUUAACAAAAAAAAAACAAAGUGCAUUAUUCUCCUUAUUAAUGUGAA
Pararge aegeria (speckled wood butterfly) is the source of this 3624-nucleotide messenger RNA. It is a transcript of the gene Tmep, whose product is annotated as transmembrane protein 184B. Bases 277 to 1488 code for a protein of 403 amino acids. Lineage: Eukaryota; Metazoa; Arthropoda; Insecta; Lepidoptera; Nymphalidae. Gene Ontology annotation, molecular function: transporter activity. The record is from RefSeq and is a predicted model, not a curated record. Gene Ontology annotation, biological process: transport. The transcript is spliced from 8 exons.